Molecule: messenger RNA, 1572 nt
Organism: Rangifer tarandus platyrhynchus (Svalbard reindeer)
Lineage: Eukaryota; Metazoa; Chordata; Mammalia; Artiodactyla; Cervidae
Source: the annotation of a GenBank genome assembly
AUGAGUUUCCAUAAGGAGGACGGAGUGAGCAGCCUGUGCCAAAAGGCACUGCACAUCGUCACGGAGCUGUGCUUCGCGGGCCAGGUGGAGUGGGAGAAAUGCUCCGGCAUCUUCCCCCCGGACGGGGGCAGCCAAGGCGGAAGUAACACAGAUAUUUCAGUCAGCCUGUUAGCAGUUGUUGUCAGCUUUUGUGGCCUGGCCUUGCUGGUUGUUUCACUUUUUGUCUUCUGGAAGUUAUGCUGGCCUUUCUGGAAGAGCAAACCCAUGACUUCCAACAUCAGUACCCUUCCACAGAGCAUGUCAAGUGCUCCCACUGAAGUUUUUGAGACUGAAGAGAAAAAAGAGAUUAAAGAAAAUGGAGAACCAGCACUAAAAGUUAUUGAGCCUGCAAUAAAAAUCAGCCACACUUCCCCUGAUAUCCCAGCCGAAGUCCAAACUGCUGUAAAAGAACCUUUAGUUAAACAUGCACGUGUGCAAAGACAAACAACUGAGCCUACAUCUUCAUCCCGACACAAUUCCUUCAGAAGACACCUACCAAGACAAAUGCAGGUUUCCAGUGUUGAUUUUGGCAUGGGCACAGAACCCAUUUUACAAAGAGGAGAAACAACCACCAGCAUUGGGAGAAUAAAACCAGAACUCUACAAACAGAAAUCAGUGGACUCUGAGGACAACAGGAAAGAAGAUGUCAAAACCUGUGGGAAGCUUAAUUUCACCCUCCAGUAUGAUUAUGAAAAUGAACUUCUAGUGGUGAAAAUUAUCAAAGCCUUAGAUCUCCCUGCUAAAGACUUCAUGGGAACUUCUGACCCUUAUGUGAAGAUGUAUCUUCUUCCAGAUAGGAAAAAGAAAUUUCAGACUCGUGUGCACAGAAAGACUUUAAAUCCUCUGUUUGAUGAAACUUUUCAGUUUCCUGUAGCAUAUGAUCAACUAAGCAACAGAAAACUACAUUUCAGUGUGUAUGAUUUUGACAGAUUUUCUAGACAUGACAUGAUUGGGGAAGUGAUUUUUGAUAAUUUGUUUGAAGCCUCUGAUCUCUCCAGAGAAGCCACAGUAUGGAAAGAUAUUCAUUGUGCUACCACAGAAAGUAUAGAUCUGGGUGAAAUCAUGUUUUCCCUUUGUUAUUUGCCAACUGCUGGACGUAUGACAUUGACAGUCAUCAAGUGCAGAAACCUGAAGGCUAUGGAUAUCACUGGCUCAUCAGAUCCAUAUGUCAAAGUGUCUCUGAUGUGUGAGGGUCGAAGAUUAAAAAAGAAGAAGACAACUACGAAGAAAAACACUCUAAACCCUGUGUACAAUGAGGCAAUUAUUUUUGACAUCCCUCCAGAGAAUGUGGACCAGGUCAGCCUCUCCAUUGCAGUCAUGGAUUAUGAUAGGGUAGGACACAACGAGGUCAUAGGAGUGUGUAGAACAGGACUGGACGCCAAGGGUCUUGGGCGAGACCACUGGAAUGAAAUGUUGACCUAUCACCGAAAACCAAUAACACAUUGGCACCCCUUGCUGGAGUUACCUGGCCGGGCAACCAGUUUUGAUAGUCAAGGAUCCUGUCCAUCUCCCAAGCCAACUUCCACACCAUAA